ACGCCAUCUUUACUCCACCAUUCACGCCGCAGCUGUUGCUCGCAUAGGGGCCUGCCGGUGAACUCACACUCCUCCUUCGCUCUCAAUCUCGCUCAAAACACGCUUGACGCGCGCUUUCCAACAUGGGUGAUCGGGAGGAUCUGGUGUAUCAAGCCAAACUCGCAGAGCAGGCGGAGAGAUACGAUGAAAUGGUUGACUCCAUGAAGAAAGUGGCUGGGAUGGAUGUUGAGCUAACGGUUGAAGAGCGAAACCUGCUCUCAGUGGCCUACAAGAAUGUGAUUGGGGCAAGAAGAGCAUCCUGGAGGAUAAUCAGUAGUAUUGAGCAGAAAGAGGAAAAUAAGGGUGGAGAGGACAAACUGAAAAUGAUUCGUGAAUAUAGGCAAACGGUUGAGACUGAGUUGAAAUCAAUCUGCAAUGACAUCCUUGAUGUAUUGGACAAGCACCUAAUCCCAGCUGCGACUUCGGGAGAGUCCAAGGUCUUCUACUACAAAAUGAAGGGUGAUUACCACAGGUAUCUUGCCGAGUUUGCCACAGGAAACGACAGGAAGGAGGCUGCAGAAAACAGUUUGGUUGCUUACAAAGCUGCUAGUGAUAUUGCAAUGACAGACCUUCAGCCAACACACCCCAUUCGCUUGGGUCUUGCUCUUAACUUCUCCGUAUUCUACUAUGAAAUCCUCAACUCUCCCGACCGUGCAUGCAGGUUGGCAAAGGCGGCAUUUGAUGAUGCUAUUGCUGAACUGGACACAUUGAGUGAAGAAAGCUACAAGGACUCAACGCUCAUCAUGCAGUUGUUACGUGAUAACCUGACACUAUGGACUUCAGAUAUGCAGGGAGAUGAUUCCUAAAGGAAAAUGUUAAUUACCCACAAACUUUAUUUGUGAGGAACAGAAUAAAGAGGCGCUGCAAGAUGUGGAGGAUGAAAACCAAUGAGACAACACAGCCAAUAUGAGACUCCACCGCACUCUCCCCUCUCUUCCCCAGACCCUACUCACAAAGGGAGCCACCAAGCCCAACCUUACGACUGGCACUCAACAGCUUGAUGCCUCCAGUUUUUUUUUCUCUCCCUUUGUUUGAUUUUUAAUAUUAUUCUGUUUUAUUACCCCUUAAAUUGAAAUAAAAUAUACCACUUAUGAAACAAACUUCAAUUAUGAUUUUUGAAUGGUCAGAACUUAAAAAGUUUGUAUUUUAUUUUAAUUUUUCCCUGGUACAAAACAUUUUCCUUUUUUAUGUUCAUUUGAUUUAUUUCUCUACAUUUUUAUCAGUUGCUGGAUAUAUUUUGAGUUUUUCUUAAUGUAAUUACAGAAAUUAACUUUUAUUACUGAUAUGUCUACUAUUAGUGGUUUAAGCUGUAAUAUUUCUGUGUUAGUGCAAUUAUCAAAUGCAGUUAAAGAAAACAAACCUUUAAAAGGGCAAGUUUAAAAGUGCUCUUUUUGUUAAUUUAGUUUUUCAGAGAAAGUCAAAGCAAAUUUCUUUCAUUGUGGAGCAAAAUGCUUAACAUUACAAAGUAGUAGUUAUGUAGUAACAUUUACCAGUGGUCUGGACUGUAAUUUGUGCUAAAAUACUGUAUUGUUCACAUAGGCUGAUUAUGGUGGGUGGAUAGCUGCAGCACUAUAAAAUUGAAGGAGCCUUGUUGCUUUUAGAACCAAGACAUGCAGGUCUCCAUUGGCUGUCUCAAAAAAGAAAAAAAAAAAAAAAAAGCACUAAUAAAGUUGAUUUUAAGCCUGCAUGAUUACAUGAAAUAGUCUAUUUCUCUUCUUCCCCCAAAACUACAUAAUGCUUAUUUUCUUCUGUUCUUUGUUAACUUGAAACUAGUUUGUACUACUGGAUGUCUGACUGGAACCACAGACCUAAAAUCUGUAUUACCAAGAAACAGCAUGGAAUUAACAAUUCACUUAAAAUAAAACUGCCUCGAGUAAAAUAUUUAA
Messenger RNA from Xyrauchen texanus (razorback sucker), 1925 nucleotides. It is a transcript of the gene ywhae1, whose product is annotated as tyrosine 3-monooxygenase/tryptophan 5-monooxygenase activation protein, epsilon polypeptide 1. The record is from RefSeq and is a predicted model, not a curated record. Gene Ontology annotation, cellular component: cytoplasm. The coding region runs from base 123 to 845 and encodes 240 amino acids. Gene Ontology annotation, biological process: signal transduction. The transcript is spliced from 7 exons. Lineage: Eukaryota; Metazoa; Chordata; Actinopteri; Cypriniformes; Catostomidae.